AUGCCCUCCUUAACGUUGAAGUCUGGCCAGGCCAUUCGUUCCAGCUUGACUAGAUCCAUCCGCUUGAGCUCCUCCUCAGCUGAAUGUCUGUCUAUUCACACACAUACCAUCAAGACGCCCGUGGGCAUCAAGGCUGCCAUUGCAGCUUUGAAACCUAAAACCACCCGUCUUUCAAUUGAAGGUCCUAUUGAAUGUAACUUGUCUGGGUUCCAAUUGCUCAAUUCGCCACUUUUCAAUAAAGGUUCCGCUUUCACCAGGGAAGAGAGAGAAGCGUUUGACCUUACGGGUUUGCUCCCGUGCCAGAUCAACACUCUAGAUGAGCAGGUGGAAAGAGCGUACGCCCAGUUCCAGUACUUGAAGAGUCCUCUUGCGAAGAAUGAUUUCUUGGUGUCGAUGAGAAUGCAGAAUAAGGUCUUGUACUACGAGUUGGUCAGAAGACAUAUUAGGGAGAUGAUACCUAUUAUAUAUACCCCUACGGAAGGUGACGCUAUUGCUGCGUACUCGCAUAGAUUCAGAAAGCCUGAGGGCUGUUUCUUGGAUAUUACGGAUCCUGACUCGAUAGAUAACCGUUUGGCUCUAUAUGGUGAGGAAAAGGACAUUGACUACAUUGUGGUUUCUGAUGGUGAAGGUAUUUUGGGUAUUGGUGAUCAAGGUGUGGGUGGUAUUCGUAUUGCCAUUGCCAAGUUGGGUCUUAUGACUCUUUGCGCCGGUAUUCAUCCUGGAAGGGUGCUUCCUGUGGUUUUGGAUGUGGGUACGAAUAACAAGGAACUUCAACAUGACGACUUGUACAUGGGUAACAAGCACGAUCGUGUGAGAGGUGAACAGUACUGGCUGUUUGUCGAUAAGUUCAUCCAGUCGGUGAAGAAGAGAUUCCCAUCUGCCGUGUUGCAUUAUGAAGAUUUCGGUGUUUCCACUGGUCGUACCAUGUUGCACAAGUAUAGAGACGCAUUGCCAUCGUUUAAUGACGAUAUCCAGGGUACAGGUGCCGUCGUGAUGGCUUCUAUCACUGCUGCUCUUCAAUACAGUCAGCGUGAGCUUCUUGAAACUAAGGUGUUGAUUUACGGUGCUGGUUCUGCUGGUUUGGGUGUUGCAGACCAGAUCGUCAACCAUAUGGUUUCUCACGGUUCCACCGUUGAGGAAGCCUGCAACAGAAUCACAAUCAUGGACCGUAGAGGUGUUGUUCUACAGUCUUACGAUGACUCCAGUGAAGGUCAGGUUCGUUACGCUGACCCAGAUGAACACUGGAAGGGCAUCAACACCAGAUCAUUGAAGGAUGUGGUUGCUGCUGUCAAGCCUACUGUCUUGGUUGGAAGUUCCACCCAGGCAGGCGCAUUCACCGAAGAAGUCAUCAAAGAGAUGUACAAGCAUAACCCACAGCCAAUUGUGUUCCCACUUUCGAAUCCUACUCGUUUGCACGAAGCUUUCCCAAUUGACAUCAUGAAGUGGACGGAUAACAAUGCAUUGAUCGCCACAGGCUCCCCAUUCAAGCCUGUUGACGGUUACGUGAUUUCCGAAAACAACAACUGUUUCACAUUCCCUGGUAUCGGUUUGGGUGCCGUUCUUUCCAGAUGUACCACCAUCACGGAUACCAUGAUCUCUGCUGGUGUCGACUGCUUAGCCCUGUUGUCGCCAAAGAUGGAGAACCCAAAGAACGGUUUGCUUCCGCCUCUUGAGGAAAUUGACGAAGUUUCUGCCCAUGUUGCAACUGCCAUCAUUUUGCAGAGUCUUAAGGAAGGCACUGCUCGUGUCGAGAGUGAAGAGAAGCCAAGUGGAGGUCAUGUUGAGGUCCCAAGAGACUUCAACAAGUGUUUGAAGUGGGUGCAAUCCCAGAUGUGGAAGCCUAUCUACAGACCAUUGGUCAAGGUGCAACAUGUCCCAGAGGUCCACACCCACCAGCUUUAA
Candidozyma haemuli is the source of this 1902-nucleotide messenger RNA. It is a transcript of the gene MAE1, whose product is annotated as malate dehydrogenase (oxaloacetate-decarboxylating). The coding region runs from base 1 to 1902 and encodes 633 amino acids. Gene Ontology annotation, molecular function: NAD binding; malate dehydrogenase (decarboxylating) (NAD+) activity. Gene Ontology annotation, biological process: pyruvate metabolic process; malate metabolic process. The record is from RefSeq and is a predicted model, not a curated record. Gene Ontology annotation, cellular component: mitochondrion. NCBI's taxonomy places the organism in Eukaryota, Fungi, Ascomycota, Pichiomycetes, Serinales, Metschnikowiaceae. The transcript has a single exon.